AUGUUUAAGUCGCUUUCACUUGGGGACCACUGGAAAGCCGUCAGCACUCAUCAGCUGUGUAAAAUAUGUUUGGUGCCACAUGGAAAGUGGCCCUGCAAGUCCAAUAAAGUGUGUAAUGUAGGGGGUUGCUCGAAGGGACACAACACACUGUUGCAUCCCGGUUUUCCAGAAGAGUUACGUGGCCGACCUGGGAAUAGCUCACCAGCCGUCGUUUCUGUUCAUCGCCAACUACAGAAUACGAUUCUUUUCCGCAUCAUCCCAGUGACUUUGUAUGGUGAAGGGACGCAAGUUUCAACCUUUGCUUUCCUCGAUGAAGGGUCAUCCUUGACUCUGAUGAAUGCCGAGAUCGCCAGACAGUUGAAUAUCGUCGGAGAAGUCCAUCCAUUGUGCUUAACGUGGACAGGGAACGUUAAGCGGAGGGAAAAAGAAUCACAGCAAGUUAGCCUGCAAAUCUCGGGUUAUUCAAACAAAAAAAAGUUCGUUCUGGGCGAUGUACGCACUGUGGCUGGGCUGGCUCUACCAACACAAUCGCUACGUUAUCGAGACCUGGCGAGGAAGUAUUCGCAUCUAGAAGGUCUUCCUAUUCAAGACUACGAGAGAGCUGUUCCAGGAAUCCUGAUAGGCAUGGACAACGUUCACUUGGCUAUUCCACUACGAAGAAGGGAAAGAGGAGUUCGAGAACCGAUUGCAGCAAAGACAAGACUAGGAUGGACCAUAUUCGGCUGUGUUGGAGAUCCUGCAGAAGUAGAUGUGUCGCCGUCGUUCCAUAUUUGCGAGUGUGCUAAUCUUGAAGGACUUCACGGGCUGGUGGAAAGUUUUUUUGCAGAGGAAAAUCUUGGAAUAUCAGUUCAACGUACGCUAGAAGGCGAUGAAGAUCGACGGGCAAGAGAAAUUUUAGAAAACACCACGGUGCAACUAGACAACGGACGCUAUGAGACUGGGUUGCUGUGGCGUAACGACGAUGUGAAGUUUCCUUCAAGCUAUGCUAUGGCGAAGAGCAGACUAUCUUGCCUUCAUCGCCGACUAAAAUCCAAUCCGGAGUUGCUAACAACUUUGGAAACACAGAUUGUGGAUUACCAGGCGAAGGGUUACGCACACAAAGUGUCGAAGCAUGAAUUUGAGAAAUUUAAUCCCAGUCGAACUUGGUUUCUACCACUGGGAGUAGUCAUUAAUCCAAGGAAACCCGGGAAAGUCCGGAUGAUAUGGGAUGCAGCCGCUAAAGUAGGUGGAGUCUCGUUUAACGGGAUGCUUUUGAAGGGUCCAGAUCUUCUGACACCGUUGCCGAAAGUGUUGUUCCAGUUUCGCCAACGACAGGUGGCGGUAGUAGGAGAUGUGCGUGAAAUGUAUCAUCAGUUUUUUAUUCGCGAAUCCGACCGCUCGGCCCAGUGUUUCCUGUGGAGCUCUGCUGCGGCGCAGUCCCCGGAUAUUUUCGUUAUGGAUGCAGCGACUUUCGGUUCAACGUGCUCGUUAUGUCAGGCUCAGUUUAUUAAGAAUAUGAACGCUAAGAACUGGGCCACCGAAUUCCCAGAAGCGGCAGUAGCAUUAAUAGAAAACCACUAUGUGGAUGACUACUUAGAUAGUAGGGACACGGCAAAGGAAAUGUCUAAACUAGCAGCAGACGUUCGAACGGUUCACGCAAAAGCCGGAUUCGAAAUAAGGAAUUGGCAGUCUAAUUCGGAGGAAGUUCUGGCUGAUCUAGGAGAGCAACGCAUAACCAAAUGGAAGGAGUUUACCAACGACAAAGUUAACAAUAUCGAACGUGUACUUGGUAUGACUUGGCUCACUGAAAGGGAUGAGUUUACCUUUAGAUUUUCUCUACCAGAUGUUUUGCAAUGCCUCGUACUGGGAGACGCUGUACCCACAAAGCGGAGGAUUUUACGGUUCAUCAUGAGUCUAUACGAUCCACUCGGGCUAAUAUCGUAUAUUCUUAUCCACGGAAAAAUUAUUAUCCAAGAUUUAUGGCGAAGUGGAGUCGGAUGGGAUGAUUCAAUCCCUAAAGAAGUCGACGAAAUUUGGCGAAGAUUUGUGAACGUUAUUAGCGAGCUAAACCAAGUCCACGUACCACGCUGCUACUUUCCCGGAUAUGGUCAGGGUAGCUACGAAUCAUUAGAACUCCAUGUCUUUGUGGAUGCAAGCCUGUCCGCUAUGGCUUGCGUGGCCUUUUUUCGAAUAAACGACCGAGGAUUAUUACGCUGUUCGUUAGUGGCGUCGAAAGCUAAAGUUGCUCCCUUGAAGCCACUCUCAAUUCCGCGACUGGAGUUACAGGCAGCAGUUUUAGGAUGUCGACUAAUGAAAGCUAUCGUCAACAGUCACUCUAUAGCUAUCAAGAAACGAUAUAUAUGGACAGAUUCAAACACUGUUUUGUCGUGGAUACGGUCAGAUGCCAGAAAGUAUCGACCAUAUGUAGCGGUACGCGUAGGUGAAAUCUUAGAUGACACCAAAGUGCAAGAGUGGAGGUACGUACCGUCAGGACUUAAUGUCGCCGAUGAUGCAACGAAAUGGAAGGGCUUUCCUAACCUCCGGCCAACCUGUCGAUGGUUCAAGGGUCCUGACUUUUUGAACAAAAUGGAACACGAUUGGCCCAAGCAGAAAAUGGAUUUGGUUGAAGCUAAGGAAGAAAUGCGCACGGUUCAGGUACACUACGAAGAAGUCAGAGAGCGUUUCAUCGAUUCCAGCCGUUUUUCGAAAUGGGAACGUCUACUGCGAUCUGCUGCGUAUGUAUACCUAUUCAUUAGGCGGUGUCGAAGAGCUUCUACAACAAUAGCAAAGUUGAAUCAGUCGGACUUCAGAAACGCUGAACAAGCAAUAUGGCGCUCGACUCAAUGGGAUGUUUAUGCGGAAGAAUGCAGCUCACUGAGGCGGAUCCAAGCUGUGAACGAAAGCAGCGCGAGCAUCGAUAAGAAAAACAGUCCCUUGAGGAAACUAUCUCCUUUCAUCGGUGAAGGCGGCGUACUUCGCAUGGGAGGUCGCAUUGGAGCUUCGCAAUUUGCGUCAAACGAUGCGAAGUAUCCUGUUAUUUUGCCUAAGGGUCAUAGGGUCACCGACCUUAUUAUUGACAAAUAUCACAGACGUUACGGGCAUCAAAAUGGCGAAACUGUGGUAAAUGAAAUAAGACAGAAAUAUCACAUUUCGAACUUGCGGGCCGAAGUCCGCAAAGUGAACAAACGUUGUCAAUGGUGCCGUAUAUACAAAGCUCAACCAAUGGUUCCCCGGAUGGCCCCACUGCCUGAGGAACGGCUUACACCGUUUGUGAGACCAUUUUCUAAAGUCGGAAUCGACUAUUUUGGUCCGUAUUUGAUUAAAAUCGGCAGGAGUUUAGUAAAGCGAUGGGUUGUACUCUACACAUGCCUAGUAAUUAGAGCGGUACAUCUAGAGGUUGCCGCAUCUCUCUCAACUGAGUCGUGCAUGAUGGCGCUGCGCAGGUUUAUCGCCAGACGAGGGGCUCCUGAGCAAGUUUUCACCGACAACGGAACCAAUUUCGUUGGUACGGAACGGGAAUUGGCAAGACAGCUGCAGAAUAUUAACGGAGAACUGUCGGAAAGUUUCACGAACACUAAUACGAAGUGGAAUUUCAUACCGCCUGCAUCUCCUCACAUGGGCGGAGCAUGGGAGAGGAUGGUAAGAUCGGUAAAGGCAGCAAUGAACUCUAUUGACCAUCCGCGAACUCCAACCGAGGAAGUGUUUUUGACAGUAUUGUGCGAAGCCGAGUCCAUGGUCAACUCAAGACCAUUAACGUAUAUACCGUUAGAAGGUUCGGAUCAAGAGGCCUUGACGCCUAAUCAUUUCCUCUUGCUCAGCUCAGAUGGGGUAAAGCAACCAGAGAAGCAACCUGUGGAAGAAAAAUCCGCUCUACGCAGCAACUGGAGACUUUGUCAACAUAUCUUGGAUCAGUUCUGGUUAAGGUGGAUUCGGGAGUAUUUGCCGACUAUAGCGCGACGAACAAAAUGGUUCGCGGAAACGAAAGCGAUUGAAGUAGGGGAUGUCGUAUUCAUUGUAGAUGGAAAUGUGAGGAAUCGCUGGACUCGAGGUUUAGUAAUAGCGGUAUUUCCAGGUAAAGACGGCCGUAUUCGCCAAGCAGAAGUACGUACCACUUCUGGAACGCUUCGUAGAUCUGUUUCAAAGUUAGCCGUAAUGGACGUAGUUCCGGAAAGUAAAGCUGGAGGACCGGACCAUCUUUACGGGCUGGGGAAUGUUGGCCUAAGCGUUACGCGCUGCACUAAACCUACCUCAAGCUCCACGGGGGAUCGGUCACCCGGCAGCGGUAGAGUUACUACAUUGAGUGAUAACACGAAUGUCGAAGUUGAAGAGGACUAG
This is a messenger RNA of Armigeres subalbatus, 4314 nucleotides long. RefSeq lists its product as uncharacterized. Lineage: Eukaryota; Metazoa; Arthropoda; Insecta; Diptera; Culicidae. The record is from RefSeq and is a predicted model, not a curated record. Gene Ontology annotation, molecular function: nucleic acid binding. Gene Ontology annotation, biological process: DNA integration. Bases 1 to 4314 code for a protein of 1437 amino acids. The transcript has a single exon.